UCCAUAAAAAUAAUUCAACAGGCUUUGGAAGGAAUUCCAGGGGGGCCCUAUGAAAAUUUCGAAAUUCGCUGCUUUGAUAGAGAAAAGGAGGCAGAAUGGAAUGAUUUUGAAUAUCGAUUCAUUGGUAAAAAAUCGUCUCCUACUUUUGACUUUCCGAAACAAGAACUUUAUGUGAGAAUUGAGGCCCCCAAGGGAGAAUUAGGAAUUUUUCUAAUAGGAGAUCAUAAUGGUUUUCCUUGUAGAUGGAAAAUUCGUCCACCUGGUUUUAUCAAUUUGCAAAUUCUUCCUCAAUUAGUUAAAAGAAUGAAAUUGGCUGAUAUUAUGACAAUACUAGGUAGCAUAGAUAUCAUUAUGGGAGAAGUUGAUCAUUGAAAUGAUAAUUGAUACACCGAAAGUCCAAGAUAUAAACUCCUUUUCUGGAUUGGAAUCUUUCAAAGAGGUCUAUGGAAUUCUAUGGAUACUUGUACCAAUUUUGAUUCUUGUCUUGGGAAUCACACUAAGUGUACUAGCCAUUGUAUGGUUAGAAAGAGAAAUAUCUGUAGGGGUACAACAACGUAUUGGACCUGAAUAUGCUGGUCCUUUUGGAAUUCUUCAAGCUCUAGCAGACGGAACAAAACUACUAUUCAAAGAGAAUCUUAUUCCAUCUAUGGGAGAUAUUCGUUUAUUCAGUAUCAGACCAUCCCUAUCAGUCAUAUUCAUUCUAAUAAGUUAUUCAGUAGUUCCCUUUGGCUAUAACUUUGUUUUAUCUGAUUUCAAUAUAGGUGUUUUUUUAUGGAUUGCUAUUUCGAGUAUUGCUCCCAUUGGACUUCUUAUGUCAGGAUAUGGCUCAAAUAAUAAAUAUUCCUUUUUGGGUGGUCUACGAGCGCUGCUCAAUCGAUUAGUUAUGAAAUACCAUUAACUCUAUGUGUCUUAUCAAAAUCUCUAC
Messenger RNA from Lathyrus oleraceus (garden pea), 925 nucleotides. Its product is annotated as NAD(P)H-quinone oxidoreductase subunit 1, chloroplastic. The record is from RefSeq and is a predicted model, not a curated record. Bases 374 to 898 code for a protein of 174 amino acids. Gene Ontology annotation, molecular function: NADH dehydrogenase activity. NCBI's taxonomy places the organism in Eukaryota, Viridiplantae, Streptophyta, Magnoliopsida, Fabales, Fabaceae. The transcript has a single exon. Gene Ontology annotation, cellular component: membrane. Gene Ontology annotation, biological process: aerobic respiration.